AUGGCGACCAAGCGCAAGGCGUCGGCGUUGAAUGCCGCCGUCGACGACGAACCCGUUGACCCAUCUGACGAACUUGCUUUCUACUGCUUAGGCGGAGGUAAUGAAGUCGGUCGGUCAUGCCAUAUCAUUCAGUACAAAGGGAAAACAGUGAUGCUCGAUGCGGGCAUGCAUCCUGCGAAAGAAGGAUUCUCGGCUCUCCCAUUCUUCGACGAGUUCGACCUGAGCACGGUUGAUAUUCUUCUCAUAAGCCACUUUCACGUCGAUCACUCUUCCGCUCUUCCCUACGUCCUCAGCAAGACGAAUUUCAAGGGCCGAGUAUUCAUGACACAUGCGACCAAAGCCAUCUAUAAAUGGCUCAUCCAGGACAAUGUGCGAGUUAGCAAUACGGCCUCAUCAUCUGAUCAACGCACAACAUUGUAUACUGAACAUGAUCACUUGUCUACCUUGCCUUUGAUUGAGACGAUCGACUUCAACACGACCCACACGGUAAAUAGCAUCCGCAUUACGCCUUUUCCAGCUGGCCAUGUUCUUGGGGCUGCUAUGUUUUUGAUCUCGAUAGCUGGCUUGAAUAUCCUUUUCACUGGUGAUUACUCUCGGGAAGAAGACAGGCAUCUGAUCCCGGCAGAGGUACCCAAAGGUAUCAAAAUCGACGUCCUAAUUACCGAGUCCACAUUCGGUAUCUCGACUAAUCCUCCGCGGCUGGAGAGGGAGGCGGCUCUCAUGAAGUCAAUAACGGGAAUUCUGAAUCGCGGGGGUAGGGUCCUGAUGCCUGUUUUCGCUCUCGGGCGGGCUCAAGAGUUGCUCCUGAUUCUCGACGAAUAUUGGGAAACGCAUCCUGAGUUGCAAAAAAUACCCAUCUACUAUAUUGGAAAUACUGCUAGACGAUGCAUGGUUGUGUACCAGACCUACAUAGGCGCCAUGAAUGACAACAUCAAACGACUGUUUCGUCAGCGCAUGGCGGAGGCGGAAGCCAGUGGUGACAAGAGUGCCAGUGCAGGGCCUUGGGACUUCAAGUUUGUUAGGAGUCUCCGGAGUCUGGAACGUUUUGACGAUGUAGGAGGAUGCGUCAUGCUAGCUUCACCCGGUAUGCUCCAAACAGGAACAAGUAGGGAACUGUUAGAGAGAUGGGCUCCAAACGAACGUAACGGCGUUGUUAUGACUGGAUACAGCGUGGAGGGAACAAUGGCCAAGCAGCUGCUUAACGAGCCUGAACAGAUCCCUGCCGUGAUGUCACGAUCGGCGGGCGGAGUAUCGCGACGAGGACUUGCUGGCACCGACGAGGAACAGAAGAUUAUGAUACCUCGCAGAUGUACGGUGGACGAAAUCAGCUUUGCGGCCCAUGUAGACGGUGUCGAGAACCGUAACUUUAUCGAGGAGGUGGCCGCGCCUGUUGUGAUUCUUGUUCACGGCGAGAAGCAUCAGAUGAUGCGACUCAAGUCAAAAUUACUCAGUCUCAAUGCCGACAAAGCCGUCAAAGUCAAAGUCUAUACUCCAGCAAAUUGCGAUGAAGUUCGCAUCCCAUUUAGAAAGGACAAGAUCGCGAAAGUUGUCGGUAAAUUAGCCCAAGUCGCUCCUCCUUCGGAUCAGGACGAUGGCCGCUUAAUGUCCGGUGUCUUGGUUCAGAAUGGAUUUGAUCUGUCGUUGAUGGCGCCUGAUGACCUCCGCGAGUAUGCUGGUUUAACAACAACGACAAUUACAUGCAAGCAGCAUAUCACACUUAGCUCUGCAAGUAUGGAUCUUAUCCGAUGGGCACUUGAGGGUACCUUUGGCGCUAUCGAAGAACUCGGUAGCAACGAGCGGAGUAAGGUCAAAGAAGAGUCCACAAAGGCCGUUAACGGAGAGCAGGAAAUAAAAGAGGAGCCGGCAGAUGAGGAGAUCCCGAUGGAGGAGACACAGACAUAUCUCGUCAUGGGCUGCGUUCUCAUCCGCUAUCACUCUCGGACUCGUGAGGUAGAACUAGAAUGGGAGGGAAAUAUGAUGAAUGACGGUGUUGCCGACGCGGUCAUGGCGGUGCUGCUCACGGUUGAGAGCAGUCCUGCAUCGGUCAAGCAAUCCGCAAAACUCAAACAUCAUCACCACCAUCAUAGCGAUCUGGAACUACCUAAUCCCCAUGCCCACCAAGGACCUGAAGAGACAUUUGAGAAUCUGCUCAUGAUGCUAGAGGCGCAAUUUGGAUCGAAUAUUGCACCGAUUGAACGACCGCGCAUUCCUUCUGGUAUUCGUGCGAACAGGACGACCAAGGCCGAUCCGUCGGUAUCAGCCGCCGUCAAGACCAAAUCAGAUGCUGCAGGUGAGACUCCUGCCGAGUCUCAAGAGGACGAGAGCACGGAAGAAAUUGAGGCGGCAGAACUUGCUCGUCUUCAAGCACUUGGAAUCCCUUAUCCUGGAAUUGAGAUCAAGGUUGAUAAGCACGUCGCGCGGGUAUGGCUCGAAAAUUUCGAGGUCGAGUGUGCAAACACCGUGCUCCGGGAUAGAGUCCGCGUGGUCAUUGAACGGGCCGUGGAGACUGUCUCGAGCAUGUGGGGGGAAGGGCAUCCGGCAGCCCGAGCCUCAAAUGGAACGCAAGGCAACAAGGAGGUGGCUGUUUCAAAGAGUAAUGAGAUUGAGGCAAGGGCCUAA
Aspergillus fumigatus Af293 is the source of this 2619-nucleotide messenger RNA. RefSeq names its product cleavage polyadenylation factor subunit YSH1 (gene ysh1). The record is from RefSeq and is a predicted model, not a curated record. Gene Ontology annotation, molecular function: 5'-3' exonuclease activity; RNA binding; RNA endonuclease activity. Gene Ontology annotation, cellular component: mRNA cleavage and polyadenylation specificity factor complex. Gene Ontology annotation, biological process: mRNA 3'-end processing by stem-loop binding and cleavage. Lineage: Eukaryota; Fungi; Ascomycota; Eurotiomycetes; Eurotiales; Aspergillaceae.